AUGAGUGUAGGUCUGCUGUUCCUGGGAGGGCUGUGUGUGGCCGCCAGCGAGUUCUACAGGAGCCGACACAACGUCAUCCUCAGCGCAGGCAUCUUCUUCGUUGCCUCAGGGAGGGAGGGAGGGCUGUGUGUGGCCGCCAGCGAGUUCUACAGGAGCCGACACAACGUCAUCCUCAGCGCAGGCAUCUUCUUCGUUGCCUCAGGUCUCAGUAACAUCAUCGGCAUCAUCGUCUACAUCUCGGCUAACUCUGGCGACCCGGGUCAGAGCGACAGCAAGAAGAGUUACUCGUACGGCUGGUCCUUCUACUUCGGGGCGUUGUCCUUCAUCAUGGCCGAGAUGGUGGGCGUUCUGGCCGUCCACAUGUUUAUAGAGAAACACCGCAAGCAGAGGGCCAAGUCUCGCACCGAACUCAUCAAGAAAUCAGCGUUCGGCCGCAUCCCGUCUUACCGCUACCGCUUCCGCCGUCGCUCCAGCAUCAGAUCCUCCGAGGCGCCCAGCCGGGAUGCUUCUCCCAUCGGGAAGGGGGGUUACAGCGGCCCGGGAACAGCCUCCGACCUCCCCAUGUACACGCUCACCCCCCGCGAAGCCGGAUCUAAGGCCGUCCUGGGGGGAGUGCUCAAUUCGGAGAGGGAGUUUCUACAGGGCGGUACUCUGGCCAAUACCAAGGACUACGGCAAAGACGCGGCCAAUAGGAGAACCACGCCCGUCUGAGGGAGGCGGGGCCUAGGAGAUGAUUGGGAUGGGAGAUGGAUGAUGAUAAUGAUGAUGAGAGACAGUGAGGGAGGAAGAGGCAUUAUGAACUUUGACCUCUCUGCAACCUACAGGGAUAAUUGGCAAAGGGGGUUGAAAUUAGACGUUGGUUCCUAACCACAGAUCUAGGAUCAGAUCCCCUUUUACAACCCCUUAACCUCAUCCCCUAGUGGGGGGGGGCACUACCCCUUAACCUCAUCCCCUAGUGGGGGGGGGCACUACCCCUUAACCUCAUCCCCUAGUGGGGGGGGGCACUACCCCUUAACCUCAUCCCCUAGUGCAGGGGGGUGGGC
This is a messenger RNA of Oncorhynchus masou masou (cherry salmon), 1043 nucleotides long. Its product is annotated as voltage-dependent calcium channel gamma-3 subunit-like. NCBI's taxonomy places the organism in Eukaryota, Metazoa, Chordata, Actinopteri, Salmoniformes, Salmonidae. Gene Ontology annotation, cellular component: AMPA glutamate receptor complex; postsynaptic density membrane. Gene Ontology annotation, molecular function: channel regulator activity; voltage-gated calcium channel activity. Gene Ontology annotation, biological process: regulation of AMPA receptor activity; neurotransmitter receptor transport, postsynaptic endosome to lysosome; positive regulation of synaptic transmission, glutamatergic. Bases 1 to 711 code for a protein of 236 amino acids. The record is from RefSeq and is a predicted model, not a curated record. The transcript is spliced from 3 exons.